AUGUAUAGCGGCAAAUCGGUAUUAUUUCUUAAGGGUUUAAUUUAUACCUUAAAUAAGUGCUUGCACUAUCAUUUCUCUGUGGAUUAUCAAGAAUACUGUCUUGCAUUGCGAGAUAAUAUUAUUGACAUUUAUAGAGAAAUUAUACAAGUUUUACGAUUGCUAUUUAUUGAAAAAGGAGAUAUUUUAUCAUCAUCUAUAAUAGACAACGCAUCGCGAUAUUCAGAUGGAAAAGUUAUGGAAGCGUUUAACACAACGCCUAUUAUCUGCAUAUUUGAAAUUGUAGCAAGUCAAUCGCCGCAUUUACGUAUUGCUGGAUUAGGAUUUUUAGAUGUACUAAUGUCGCAGCGUAAGGACCACCAAGAAGUAAAGAAUACUUUAAAACUUCUGAUUAAUGUAAUCCGCGUGAAUAGUAGAUUAUUGCAGGGUGUAAUCGAUCAUGAUGUGUUCUCAGUUCUCCUUCGUGGAAUGCCUAGGAUUUCAAAAUACCGCAAUAUUCUUAUAACAAGGACGAUUGCUUGUGCGGCUAGAUCAGCAACUGCAUCACAGAUUAAACAAAUAGCUGAAAAUCACUACGUAAUACAGCAUUUAUUUGAAACACUGAUGACAAACGAAGAAUAUGAGAUUUUAGGACCAACGAUACAAGGAAUAGCAGAUCUUGUCAAAAAAAGCAAGCAAUCACCAGAAUUAUUCGAAAAUAAUAAAGCUAAAGUACUACCCAAACUCGAAAUGAUACGUAUUGAAUUUUCUCAACAUUCAACGGUAUUACAACCAGCAAACCAACUUGUUCGUUUAUUGAAUCUUAAAAGUAAGAAAAAGUAA
Molecule: messenger RNA, 819 nt
Organism: Trichoplax adhaerens
Lineage: Eukaryota; Metazoa; Placozoa; Uniplacotomia; Trichoplacea; Trichoplacidae
Exons: 12
Coding region: 1-819 (272 amino acids)
Source: RefSeq, a predicted model, not a curated record